AUGUGGGCUCUGAAAAGGUUGAAUCUUGACUUGGCCAAAGCUGCUAACCUGAGAAUGACACAACUCAAUGAGAUGGAAGAAUUCUAUCUCCAUGCGUAUGAGAGUGUAGCCAUGUAUAAGGAGAGAAUGAAGUUUGUUAAUGACAAGAAGAUAUUGAAGAGGGAAUUCAAAUACGGUGACUUGGUCUUACUCUUCAACUCAAGACUCAAGUUAUUUUCUGGAAAACUCAAAACCGAAUGGUCUGGCCCGUUCAAAGUUGUAAAUGUGCCUUAUGGUGCUAUUGAAUUGGAGUCGGAGGACGGAACUCGAUCUUUCAAAGUAAAUGGCCAACGGGUUAAGCAUUACCUUGGCACCACAGGAGAAAAGCACUUGGUAGAACAAGUUGCUCUCAAGGAUAGUCCUACACCAACCACUGAGUAG
Nicotiana attenuata is the source of this 420-nucleotide messenger RNA. RefSeq lists its product as uncharacterized. NCBI's taxonomy places the organism in Eukaryota, Viridiplantae, Streptophyta, Magnoliopsida, Solanales, Solanaceae. The transcript has a single exon. The coding region runs from base 1 to 420 and encodes 139 amino acids. The record is from RefSeq and is a predicted model, not a curated record.